Molecule: messenger RNA, 871 nt
Organism: Ruditapes philippinarum (Manila clam)
Lineage: Eukaryota; Metazoa; Mollusca; Bivalvia; Venerida; Veneridae
Product: keratin-associated protein 19-2-like
Exons: 3
Coding region: 125-481 (118 amino acids)
Source: RefSeq, a predicted model, not a curated record
ACUUAUUUCCUCAUUCUGUGGUAACUGAUACUUGUAUAAAUAUGCCAUCAGCUUAUCUUUCGUGCAAACAGAAGUCUUCUCUCUGUAUCCAAGAGACACCAAAUACUCAAACAAGAUUUCAGCCAUGAAGUACCUCAGUGUUUUAUUGUUGGCUGUUGUUGGCAUCGCCACAGUCACAGCACAUUAUGGCCAUCACGGCAUGUACAGAGGUUAUGGUUCAAUGUAUGGUAUGGGUUAUGGAUAUCCACGCUUUGGUUAUGGUUCCCUUUAUGGAGGUUACGGAGGAAUGGGUUAUGGAUAUGGUGGAAUUGGCUAUGGUUCUAUGUAUGGUGGCUAUGGAUAUCCGUACGGUGGAAUCAGUUAUGGAUCAAUGUAUGGCGGUUUAGGCUAUGGAGGUUAUAGAAGAUUUGGCGGAUAUGGUAACAAGUAUGGAAAAUACCCACGUUACAUUUCCAAUAAGAAAUAUGGAUACGGAUAUUGAUCUGAAAGGAAUUGUUGAUUCACCAUUGUCAUUUUGAAAGCCAAACAGAAAAUUUAAAUACCCAAUCAUGUGAUGUAGGUGUAUUAAUUUUACCCGGAGCUACCAUAGGAAUACAACAUAAGUAAACAACAAAAAUUAAGGCAUUUAUUGGACAAUAAUAUAGAGUAUGUAAACCAGUCACGUGUGUGUGUGUGCGUGCGUGCGUGCGUGCGUGUUUUAUUUCUUUCUUUCUUUUGGUUAAUUACAUUUAAUAUACAAAACAAAAUAAUAUGACUCGUUGCUGUAAUUGUUUUAUCAAUUUAAUAAGAUAUGUAAUCUUUUCUUCUGGUGUAAAUGUAUUUUGUUAUUAUGUAUAUUUAAGUUAAUUAUUAAAGUGCAAUAAGAAACACU